CGUAGGUCCGUUUCUAUCGGUAGCCGUUUGUAAAUAGUCACCAAGUGCGUGAAGCAGGUUUCAGUUAAUUCAGUUGUUUCUGUCCACUUCCUAGUUCCUGUCACGAGUGUCACGGUUACAGAAAAAUGUCCAAAGUGCCUACGGUGAAAUUCAACAACGGCCAGACAUUCCCUCUCUUCGGUUUGGGAACGUGGAAAUCCAAACCUGGAGAAGUUGGCCAAGCAGUGAAAGAUGCCAUCGACAUCGGCUACCGUCACAUCGAUUGCGCCCACAUCUACGGAAACGAGGCAGAAAUCGGAGCGGCCCUUAAAGAAAAAAUAACGGAUGGUACCGUGAAGAGGGAAGACCUCUUCAUAACCAGCAAACUGUGGAAUACCAUGCAUAGGCCGGACUUGGUGGAACCGGCUAUAAGGACGACUUUGACCAAUCUGGGGUUAGACUAUCUUGAUUUGUAUCUCGUCCACUGGCCUUUCGCUUUGAAGGAAGAAGGUGAACUGUUCCCUGUCGACGCCGACGGAAAAACCGCGUACAGCGACAUCGACUAUCUCGACACCUGGAAAGCUAUGGAGGAGGUCCAAAAGAAGGGACUUACAAAAUCCAUCGGCGUAUCCAACUUCAACAAAAGACAACUGGAACGACUUCUAGCGAAGUGCACAAUUCCACCAGCAACAAAUCAGAUUGAGGUGCACCCGUACCUCAACCAAAAGAAACUCAUAGAGUAUUGCACGUCCAAGAACAUCGUCAUCACUGCGUACAGCCCCCUGGGUUCGCCAGAUAGGCCUUGGGCUAAACCAGAUGACCCUUUGCUCUUGGAGGACCCGAAAAUCAAGGCGAUUGGGGAAAAGUACGGUAAAACUCCCGCGCAAGUCGUCCUGAAGUACCAGGUCCAAAGGGGGUGUAUUACCAUUCCCAAAUCCGUGAACAAGGGCAGGAUCCAACAAAACUUUAAUAUAUGGGACUUUGAACUGAGUGAGGAAGACGUGGCGCUUUUGGACACCUUUGACUGCAAUGGUAGAAUCUGCCCAUAUACCGAUGCUCUUACACACAAGGACCAUCCUUUCGCAAAUGAUGAAUAUUGAGAUGUUUCUUUAUUUAUUUAUAUUAAUUUUAAGUCAUUUUGAGAUUUAUAUUUUUCAUAGUGCUAGCACAAGCACGUAUAAUGUAUAUGUUCAUUACACAUUAAAAGUUACAUAAAAUA
This is a messenger RNA of Anoplophora glabripennis (Asian longhorned beetle), 1198 nucleotides long. Its product is annotated as aldose reductase-like. Gene Ontology annotation, cellular component: cytosol. The record is from RefSeq and is a predicted model, not a curated record. NCBI's taxonomy places the organism in Eukaryota, Metazoa, Arthropoda, Insecta, Coleoptera, Cerambycidae. The transcript is spliced from 5 exons. Gene Ontology annotation, molecular function: aldose reductase (NADPH) activity. Bases 126 to 1079 code for a protein of 317 amino acids.